Messenger RNA from Daphnia magna, 485 nucleotides. RefSeq lists its product as uncharacterized. The coding region runs from base 14 to 331 and encodes 105 amino acids. The transcript has 3 exons. The record is from RefSeq and is a predicted model, not a curated record. Lineage: Eukaryota; Metazoa; Arthropoda; Branchiopoda; Diplostraca; Daphniidae.
AGAGGAUCAGUCUAUGUCCCCCCAGCCUCUCAUCAUAGAUGAGUCGCAGGCUGAAGUGGGUGAGACAAAUGUUACUGUCCGAGCAGCCACUGAUGAAAAAAUAAUUGCUGCUGGCACGACUCAGGAAUGGAAAAUGACUGCGGAGAACCUUGCAGAGGAGAACUGUACCCUAAAGGACAAGGUUAAGCUGCUGGAAGAAGCCUUAGUGGCGCAAAAGGCAGCCUCUGACGAGAAAGGUACUUCCUUGGAGUUGGAGCUACAAAAAGUAACAAAUCUUCUGAGGGCAGUGGAAGGUAAGAAAUCUAAAACCAAUAAAUAUUAUUUUGUUUAAAAUUGUGUACAUGUGUAUAUAAAGAACUUAUAGAAUAACUGUCAGUUCUUAACUAUACAGUUAUUCUAUGUAUUAUAGUUAUAUAUAAUACCUAUAUAUAGUAUCCUUAUAUAAUACCUAUAAAGAGGUAUUGUAUAGAAGAACUAAACACAGG